AUGAAUCUCGAUAUUGCUUCACUUUACUCUGUCAAGGGAUUAGGAAUUUUAGAUAAUGAUGGAAAUAGAAUAAUAUUUAAGUACUAUGAUAAUGAACGCUUUGGAACACAAAAAGCACAAAAAUCAUUUGAAACUAAUUUAUUUAACAAAACACAUAAAGCAAACGGAGAGAUUAUUUUACUUGAUGGUCUUGUUAGUGUUUACCGCUCCAAUGUAGAUGUUAUUUUUUAUGUUAUUGGAAGUGCAUCAGAAAAUGAAUUGAUACUUUUACAAUUAUUGAAUGCUUUUUAUGAAAGUGUUUCAACAAUUCUUAGAAAAAAUGUUGAAAAAAGAUCAAUAUUUGAUAAUUUUGAUACAAUUCUUCUUGUUGUUGAUGAGUUAUGUGAUGAAGGAAUUAUUCUUGAGACAGAUUCUAGUCAAAUAGUUAGUAGAUGUGCCCUUCGUCCCGAUGAACUUGCAUUCGGAGAUCAAUCAUUAUCUCAAGUUGGUAUGAGUAUCAUUGGAAGUGCAAAAGAAUUUAAGUGGUCACUUCUUAAAUAA
Strongyloides ratti is the source of this 540-nucleotide messenger RNA. RefSeq names its product Coat protein (Coatomer) zeta. Lineage: Eukaryota; Metazoa; Nematoda; Chromadorea; Rhabditida; Strongyloididae. Gene Ontology annotation, biological process: retrograde vesicle-mediated transport, Golgi to endoplasmic reticulum; intracellular protein transport; intra-Golgi vesicle-mediated transport. Gene Ontology annotation, cellular component: COPI vesicle coat. The record is from RefSeq and is a predicted model, not a curated record. The transcript is spliced from 3 exons. The coding region runs from base 1 to 540 and encodes 179 amino acids.